UGUAGAAUAUGGCGACACCGGGCCGGAGCAGACUACAAACUGAAAUUUUGAAUUUAUACCGACAAAGACACAUUUUAAAAAGACAACUUUCUACGUUACGCACACAGAUAACCAAAUAUCCAAACAAUUUAGAAAGGACCAGAAUAGAUAGCUGUCAUUUGUGUAUGAAACCAUUAACAUGUAGUCAGACCGUACCACUAAGAUGCAGCAGUGCAGUGAUAGCUAAUCACAAAACCAACCCUUUCAGCUUAGUCGAGACAGAAGUGUCAACUUUAUGUGAUAAAAUCAAACAAAAGUUUGUAUCAGAAAAAGAUGAAUUGAAAGACAUAGCAGAUUAUUAUUUUGAUGGGAAAGGCAAAUUUUUUCGCCCAAUGGUUGCCUUAUUAAUGGCCAAAGCUGUAAAUUUUCACAAUACCUCAGAGGACAGUAUAUGGUCAUCGCAAGAAGAAAUAGCUAUGAUUGCAGAAAUAAUACACACAGCAAGUCUUAUCCACGAUGAUGUUAUUGAUGGUUCCAACACAAGAAGAGGAAAACCAACAGUUGACAGUGUAUGGGGACAGAAAAAGGCAAUAUUAGCUGGAGAUUACUUACUAUCUGUAUCCUCUGUGGCAUUAGCUAGACUUGGAAAUACUGAAGUAGUAGCAGUUUUAUCUCAGGUUAUAGAAGAUCUAGUCAGGGGUGAAUUCAUGCAGAUGGGCUCUAAAGAAAAUGAAAACGACAGAUUUAAUCACUACCUCAAAAAAACUUUUAAGAAGACAGCCAGUCUACUAGCUAACAGUUGUAAAGCUGUCUCUAUUUUAGGAAAUUCAAAUGAGGAUAUAACAGAUGUAGCUUUUGAGUAUGGAAAAAAUGUUGGAAUAGCUUUCCAGUUAAUAGAUGAUUUAUUAGACUUUACAUCCUGUGAAGAAGUAAUGGGUAAACCUACUGCUGCUGAUCUCAGAUUAGGCCUGGCCACGGCACCAGUAUUAUUUGCUGCUCAGGAUUAUCCAGAACUCAAUCCUAUGAUCAUGAGACGAUUUAAUGAAGAAGGAGAUAUAGAAUGGGCCAGAAAACUUGUAGCUAAGAGUGAUGGUGUAACACAGACCAGAAUGUUAGCAGAGGAGCAUAGUAAAGAAGCAAUUAGACAAAUUAGGACAUUAAAACAAUCUAUACCUAGGGAUUCAUUAGAACAAUUAGCUGUUAUAUUACUACAGAGACAAAAAUAGGUCUUCUAGGAUUUAAUAAUAUUUUUUAUAUGCAACCAAAUGUCGUGUUUUAUUAUGUCAGUGGCAUUGAAAUGAGGUUUUUAGUCAAAGAGAGCUACAGGAAUUUUUCUACACAAAAUUGAAAAAUUCUGUUGCAAGUGAGAUGCUUAUUAGUUCCUUAAUUUUGGCAAUAUUUGAAUAUAUUAUUUAUAUGAAAUUUUAUAUUUUUUGUAAUAUUUGUAUCACAUUCAAUACAACAUAAUAUUGAAAUUGACAUAGUUGUCAGUUCCUAAAAACUUUACAAAUAGGAAUCUCUCCUUUUGUAUCUUUUUUGCCUUUCAUUGAUUCAAUUUUGCAAAGUUUGUCAAUGUUAUAAAAAUUCUUUUACUCAGUAAUCCAGUACUUAAAACAAAUUAUUAUUUGAAAAAAAAAGAAUACAUACAAAAUUACAAAAAUUGAUUUAAGUCUUUUUCAAUAAUUAGAUGGUGAAAGGGGAAAUAAAUGUUUUAGAGAAUUUUAUUUUAUUUGCAAAUAAUUUUUUUACCUUAAUUAAUCCACUUGACUUUACAAAAUGGUAAAUUUUCAAAUCUAACCAUAUGAAUGGAGCUGCUCUUCACUACCCAGAAUAUUUUCAUCUAUGCUUUUUAUUAUUUAUUCUCACUUUUUUAUUAAAAAAAAAUAUAUAAAUAAUCUCGCAAAGAUUUUUAUUUAAAAUAAAUUUGGUCAAUUAAUUCUGAAUUUACAAUUAUUUGAAUGUGAAAAAAGAUACGUCUAGUUAAUUUUACCUCGAAAAGCUCAAAUAUUCAAAUUCUUUUACUGCACUGCCACUGAAAAUCUUAAAAUAUAUUGAUAUCUUUGUUUUUGUUUUUUUAAUUGUGUGCCUAAUAUAGAAUAUAGCGAUAAUACCAUCAGUAUAUAUGUCUUUUUUCUUGGAAAACAAAAGUUACAUCAGCAGCAGUUUGUUAUCCGUUGUAGGGUAUAACUUGUAAUGUUAUAAGUUUCUUUUUCUUCUCUUUUUGGGUUCUAUAAAAAUUGAUGAAUUAUUGUUUGAACAUUUUCUACUUGCACAGUCUAAGCUACUUCAGAUGAUUUUAAGAAUACCUUAAAGACCAAAAAUUUCAACUUAAAAUAUAAAUUUAAAGAUAAAAAACAGAAAUAUUCCGCUUCAAUUUGCCAAUUUGAAAAAUAUCUGACAACACAACUAUUAACAAUUAAAAUAUUUGUAAAAUGAAUUUGGGAGAGCUAUGUUUGAAAUAACAUAAUGAAAAAUGAAUGGUUUUGUUUUGUUAACCCUUUCCUCCAUAAUGACACCUUUUGACGCCACCCCCCUUACUCCAUAAUGACGCCUUUUAACGCCUGUGUAGUACCUCAGUUGAAAAACUUUGACUGCAAAGUGUCUGCAGUUGACUUAAUAAAAUUGGUAUCCAAUAUGAAAAGGAAUAUCAUAGGAGUAUCCGACUUACAGUUAUUUGAUAAAAUAGUUGUUUUUCGCAAUGCCUUAAUACUUUAAAGCAUAUGUUCAGCAUUUUAUCAAAAAAAUCCUAUGCGAAUCAAGUAUGCAAAAAAAAAAAUUCAAUGGAGGAAAGGGUUAAUGUACUACAGAUAUCCUGCCUUUUAAAGGGAACUUAUGUUAGAUAGUAAAAAGGAAGAAGGGUGUGGUUACUAUUAUUUAAUAUUGAAAUGAACUCUGAUAUGAUGCAGGCAUCUUAUUUUUAUAACAAAAUAGACCAAGAAUUGUCAUAAAAAUUUUAGAAACAUUCAUUGUUGAACUCAUUUCUCUUAGUUAAGGAAUGCAUUUUGUUUCUAAAACUACAUGAUUUUGAUGUUUUUUAAUUAUUUAUUCAGAUUCAAGCUACAUUUUUCAGUAUUGUGUGAAAUAUCAUGAACUAUUUGAUCAAAAAACAAUUGUCAUUGAUUUGGGUUUGAAGAAUUUUUUUAAGGAAUCAUAUCUCAAUGUAAUGUUUAAAUAUUUUCUCACUAAUGACUGAUCUGAAUUACAAACAGAAAAUUUAUAGAAAAAAAUUAUGUGCAAACCCAAUUUGAAAGAUUAUCAGAAAACAGUAAUUGAGCCUAUUUGUUUUAAAGCAAUGCAAAUACCAAACCGUUUAAUAUUAAGGCUUGACAAAACAUUUGUAGGGACUAAUAUGACUAUCAAUUUUAUAAGUGGCAGAUCAAGGGUGCAAGGAAAGUGGAGGGUAAUGGAGGAAAUCACUGAUUGUAACAAAGCCAAAUUAUUGUUUUUGACUAUUUGGGGUUUUUGUUGAGCCUGCAACUUUUGUUGCAGAAAGCUCGACAUAGGGAUAGUGAUCCGGCAGCGGUGUUAGCUCACUUCUUAAAAGCUUUAUAUUUUAGAAGGUGGAAGACUUGGAUGCUUCAUACUUUGUAUAUAGAUGCUUCAUGUUACGAAGUUUCCAUCAGUCACAUGUCCAAUGUCCUUGACCUCUUUUUCAUUGUUCAGUGACCACUUGAAAAAAAAGUUCAGAUUUUUUGUAAUGUUGAAUUCUCUCUUAUUAUAAGUAAAUAGGAUAACUAUAUUUGAUAUGUGCGUACCUUGCAAGGUCCUCAUGUCUGUCAGACAGUUUUCACUUGACCUUGACCUCAUUUCAUGGAUCAGUGAACAAGGUUAAGUUUUGGUGGUUAAGUCCAUAUCUCAGAUACUAUAAGCAAUAGGUCUUGUAUAUUCGGUGUAUGGAAGGACUGUAAGGUGUACAUGUCCAACUGGCAGGUGUCAUCUGACCUUGACCUCAUUUUUAUGGUUCAGUGGUUAUAGUUAAGUUUUUGUGUUUUGGUGUGUUUUUCUCAUACUAAAUGCAACAGGUCUACUAUAUUUGUUGUAUGGAAUGAUUGUAAGGUGUACAUGUAUCGGGCAGAUGUCAUGUGACCUUGACCUCAUUUUCAUGGUUCAGUGGUCAAUGUUAAGUUUUUGAGUUUUGGUCUUUUUAUCUAAUACUAUAGGCCAUAGGUCAACUAUAUUUGGUGUAUGGAAAUAUUUAAUGAUCUUUAUGUCAGUCCUGCAGGUUUUAUUUGACCAUGACCUCAUUUUCAUGGUUCAUUGCACAGUGUUAAGUUUUUGUGUUUUGGUCUAUUUUUCUUCAACUAAUAAUAAUAGGUCAACUAUAUAUGUUGUAUAGAAGCAUUGUUAGCUGUACAUGUCUGCCUGGCAUGGUUCAUCUGACCUUAACCUCAUUUUCGAGGUUCAUUGGUCUUUGUGUAGUUAUCUUGAUUAAUGAUAAGUUUAUGUGACAGUUGUAAUAAAGCUUUAUACUUAGGACUUUCAACAUAAUAUUAAUGAUUAGAACAGAAGGCGAGACAUUUCAGCGUGUGCACUCUUGUUUUAUCAAUAGGGGGAGGCACAUGGUACCAUACUCCUCUUUGACACCCUUAGAUCUCCACAAACUAUUGCUAAAAAAAUGAACAAUAUCGCUGUUAUUAUAUACCAUGAAAACUGUUUUGAUGAAUGUUAUAAAUUUAUAAAUGUCAAUACCGGUAUAUAGGUCUAUUAAACUCUCAAAGAGAUGGUAUUGAUGAGA
Messenger RNA from Mytilus trossulus (common blue mussel), 4714 nucleotides. Its product is annotated as all trans-polyprenyl-diphosphate synthase PDSS1-like. The record is from RefSeq and is a predicted model, not a curated record. Gene Ontology annotation, biological process: isoprenoid biosynthetic process; ubiquinone biosynthetic process. Gene Ontology annotation, cellular component: transferase complex; mitochondrion. Bases 9 to 1205 code for a protein of 398 amino acids. The transcript has 9 exons. Gene Ontology annotation, molecular function: prenyltransferase activity. NCBI's taxonomy places the organism in Eukaryota, Metazoa, Mollusca, Bivalvia, Mytilida, Mytilidae.